AAUACAAAAGUGAAUUAUAAAAUAAACAUGUGGGCGGAGCUAUGUACCGGAAGCCGACUUGUCCCUUUUGUUUGGGACGUUGACAGGCACGUGAGCUGCUGACGUCAUCAGGAGUCAGGGAGACAACAUGGCGGCGGACUCGGUGCAGAAGGUUCUGUCUGAGCAUGAAGGUGUCUUCAUUCAUCCCAGCAGUGAGGAAGAUGCCAUCGAGCUGGAUUUACUGGUCUCAGGUUCACUUCGGAUUGUUGACAAGGAUGGAGACGUCUGGGUGGAGUACAGACCGUUGGAAGAAGCUGUGGACCCGUCCAGCAUGCUGUGUGCUGGAAAGGACUCCAGCUCAGUGAUGGAGUGGGCUCAUUGUUCGGGGGAGCGGUGUCACAAGCAGUUGGAAACUCAGCAGAGCUACGAGACGGAGUGGGACAUGGUCAAUGCUGCGUCCUUCAGGAAGAAACCCUGCGCCAACGGAGAAGGCUCUCUAAACCACAUUAAUGAGAAGAGCAGGGGUGCGUUCAGCUUCAGUGUCGGUGACCUCAGCUCCAUCACAGUGAAGGAUGAAGGUUGGACGUUCCUCAUCUUCAAACUGAAAGAGUCCUCCCCGCCCCUCCCUGCUCUGCACUUCCACCAAGGUGGAAGCAGAGAGUUCCUGGACAGCCUGGGGAGAUUCGCACUGCUCAGCGUCGCUCCAGAUGAUGAAGCGUGUCUGCUGGUCAGCACGACAAACAAGGCUCUGUCUCAGUCCUUCGAGAACCUUCUGGAAGACAACAACUUCGGCCUUGUUAACAAGUUCAGAAAAGACCCGUACGUGACCACGCUGGGCGGCUUCUCCAAAGUCACCAACUACAUAUUUGAUGCUUUCCGGGGGACGGAGGAGCAGCACCAGCGCCCCCCAGAGGAGGUGGCUGACCUGCUGGGUGAAGUCAUCCCAGGACUGGAGAUCAACCAGCAGGAGGAGCCAGGCUUUGAGGUCAUCACCAGGAUCGACCUGGGAUCGAGGCCCCUGGUUACGAGGAGCGAGCCCAUGUCUGUGGAGGACUGGACCAAACACCAGGACCCAGAGGGGAGGAUGAUCCGGAUCUUUCACCUGAAACAAGUCAUCUUCAAAGGGGGGCUGUGUCACGCCGUGAGGAAGGAGGCCUGGAAGUUUCUGUUGGGGUAUUUUCCGUGGAGCAGCACUCAGGACGAGAGGAAAGCUCUGCAGAGACUCAAGACUGACGAAUACUUCAGGAUGAAGCUGCAGUGGAAGUCAGUCAGUGAGGAGCAGGAGAGGAGGAACUCCAGACUCAGAGACUACAGGAGUCUGAUCGAGAAAGACGUGAACAGAACCGACAGAACCAACAGGUUCUAUGAGGGCAUCGAUAACCCCGGCCUCGUACUCCUCAACGACAUCCUGAUGACGUACUGCAUGUACGACUUCGACCUCGGUUACGUUCAGGGGAUGAGUGACCUGCUCUCCCCGAUUCUCUUUGUGAUGGAGAACGAGGUCGACGCCUUCUGGUGUUUUGUCUCCUUCAUGGAUCAAAUGCAUCAGAACUUUGAGGAGCAGAUGCAGGGCAUGAAGACGCAGCUGCUUCAGCUCAGUUCUCUGCUCAGACUGCUGGACUUGUCUUUCUGGAAUUACCUCGAGUGUCAGGACUCAGGUUACCUGUAUUUCUGUUUCCGCUGGUUGUUGAUCAGAUUCAAGCGGGAGCUCAGUUUCCAGGACGUCCUGCGGAUGUGGGAGGUGAUGUGGACCGGUCUUCCCUGUCAAAACUUCCACCUGCUCGUCUGCUGCGCCAUCCUGGACUCCGAGAAACAGAAGAUCAUGGAGGAGAAGUACGGCUUCAAUGAAAUCCUCAAGCACAUCAACGAACUUUCAAUGAAGCUGGACAUUGAAGAGAUUCUUCAGAAAGCCGAGGGCAUCAGUCUGCAGAUGAGGAGCUGUAAGGACUUACCCGACUCGGUCAGAAACAUUCUGGGCUUCGAGGCGAGCGUCAGUGGCUCUGACCCGACCAGCGCUGCUCCUCCUCCGGCGGUUUCCAGAGCGGCGCAGCGACAGGACGCCUGCUCCAGCCUCCACACACACCUGCGAGAGACGAGCUCUCACAACAGCUGCAAAGUGGCCUUUAUAUCCUAGUUGACAGCAGAGACUGAUUCAGCAUCAGCAGCGCCCCCUUCCGAAUGUUCAAGGAUUUUAAAUGAUUCAGAAGCUUAUUUUUCUACCGUGUGCUACCUGAGUGUCUCAAACAGUCGCUCAGUUAUUCCUCCUGAUUUUUAUAGGGGGGGCUUUUCACACCUGCUGGUGUAAUCUGAAGAGUUUAGGUGUGAAACAUGGAGGACUUGCCUGAGAUCUCACACUUGUGUGAUCCGACCUCUGACCUUGACAGCUCAUCAAGAAUCAAAGUAUUUUUACUCUGUUUCGCAGACUCUGAUGAUCAGAGUCAACACUGGUCAUUGAUUUUAUAUUGAUUUAUAAUCAGUAAAAUCUUGUGUCAUUGGAAAGAUACGAACACAGAACCUCUCUCUGUCUCUCUCUCUCUCUCUCUCUCGCUCGCUCUCAUUCUCUCUCUCUGUCUCUCUGUCUCUCUCUCAUUCUCUCUCUCUGUCUCUCUCUCUCUCUCUGUCUCUCGCUCUCUCUUGCCCCGUUCACACCUGGUAUUAAUAUGUUAUGCGUCUCCUGUGAUGUCACUUCCUGCUCUAAAUGCAAAUUAACACGUUAUUUGUGUUGUUUCGAUCCAGUGUGUUUGUGUCCUUAUACCUUUUGUGAGGACCAUUCUAAGCAUAGACCCACAGAGUGAGGACAUAGAGUCUGGUCCUCUAUUUUUCUAAGGACUGUUUGAGGGUUAAGAUUUGGUUUUCCAGUUAGGUUUAGUUGUGAUGGUUAGGGAAUGAGUCAUUGAGUGUCCUCACUAAGAAGUACACACACGUCUGUGUUUGACGAGUCAGCAGAGUGUGAAUCUGAACCAAGAUGUGUUUAAUAAACUAUGGAUCAUGAUCAGCUGAUCAGUGUUGAUGUGUCAAUACAAACAAAUCAAAGACAAACAGUUUGAGGCUCAGAGACGUCCUCAUCUGUCCCAGGACGUCCUUCAUGUGUCCCUCAUCUGUCCUUCAUGUGUCCCAGACGUGUGUGUGAUGUGAACUGAACCAGCUCAUUUAUUUACUUACAGGAACACUGAGGCAUUGUGGGAAAGAAUCUGUUAUCUUACUGGUAGUGAUAUCAGACUUCUCGUUACUAAAGCAACACACAGUGAUGUGGUUACCAUGGUAACAUCUCCAGUAAGAAAAUAAAUGUUUCUUAAAAGUGUCGCGUCAGACGGAUGUGAUGGUGUCACCGUCUUGAUACAACGUGAAAAUAUAAAGUGUUCAAUGAUCAGAGUUUGAAACUAAUAAAUCUUUGAUUUGAUUGUGACGGCUUUUUUUGUUUUUCAGGUUUAAAUUUGUGAUUUCCGCUAAUUUGAUGUAAUGGAUCGAAAUCUGAGCAAUAAAAUGAUUUCAGAA
Messenger RNA from Platichthys flesus (European flounder), 3474 nucleotides. RefSeq names its product TBC1 domain family, member 15 (gene tbc1d15). Gene Ontology annotation, molecular function: GTPase activator activity. Gene Ontology annotation, biological process: activation of GTPase activity. The coding region runs from base 128 to 2113 and encodes 661 amino acids. Lineage: Eukaryota; Metazoa; Chordata; Actinopteri; Pleuronectiformes; Pleuronectidae. The record is from RefSeq and is a predicted model, not a curated record. The transcript has 17 exons.